GCGAGCACAACAAAUAUAGUCAAAAUUUGUAAGGAUCGAAAUAGAAGUUAUAUAUAGACUCGACUCUUGUCAAAAUGGAAAAGGUAGGAAAGGCUAAAAAGGUGGCGAGGGAGGAAAAGCAGCGGGAGCAGAAGCUCGAGGAGCUGGUGCUGAAGUCCCUCGAUGAAUGCAUGACGAACGAGGACAAAGUGAAGAUGCUGAUGCAGCGGCAGAUGGAAAGUGAGAAGAACGUGGGCCGGCUGACGGCCGAACUGCGGGUGGUGCAGCGCCACACCGAGGGGCAGCAGCGUGAGAAGGAGGCCAUGCAGCGUGAGCUAAACAAGUGCAUCCUGAUGCGCGACAAGCUACAGGAGGUGUGUCGUGAGCAGCAGCGCAUUAUCAAGUCGGUGAAGAACGAGAGCAUGCUGCAGAUCAAGGUGGAGGAGGAGCGCCGCAAGGAGAGCCAGAUCAAGUUUCAGAGCUCGCUGAACGACGUCCAGAAGUCGCUGUCCAAAAACAACGAGGAAAACAUCAAGUUGCGCGAUUACAACAUCGAAAUGACCAAAAAGUUAAAGCUUCUGGCGGAGCAGUACCAGACGCGCGAACAGCACCUGGAGAAGCUCAAUGAGCAGGUGAAACUGGAGUCGCAGCUGCAUCAAGCCAGGCUUAGCAAGGCACAGGUCGAGGCGGCCAUGGAGAGGGAGAUUCUGAAAAAAGAGAAUCAAAUUGGACUCGAAAAGCUGAUUCAGGCUCAACGCAGCAUCAAAGAUCUGACCGAUCGCGAGCACCAGUUGAAGGAGCAGCUGAACAUCUACAUGGCCAAAUAUGAUGACUUCCAGCAGUCGCUGACCAAGUCAAACGAGGUCUUUGGCAGCUACAAAAUCGAACUGGAGAAGAUGUCCAAGCACACAAAGAAGGUUGAAAAGGAGUCGCUGGCCUGGCGCCAGCGGUACGAGAAGGCCAAUGCCAUGGUCAUCGAAUUGGCCACCGAGAAGCAGAUGCGCGACCAGCAGUCGGAUCGUCUGGUGAAGCAAGUCACACAGCUGCAGAAGCUGCUGCGUGCCCUGCAAGUGGAGCGCACGACUCUGCACAAGAGCCUGAGGGAGAACAAAAUUGAGAUUCCGCCGCUUCCACAGCUGCCGCCAGAGCCGGAGGCCAUUACGAUUACGCCCGUCAACACGGACAAAGCCAAGAUGGAGCUGAUGAGCCGCAACUGUGCCGAACUGAAGCAGACUUUGGCCAACUUGCAGAACCAAAUGAAGCUUCUGACUACCGCCGAGGCCAAGACAGCCAUUGAGGAGAAGAAUAAGGCGGCCGAGGAUCAGCAGAAGCUGGCCAAUGCCAAGAAAAACAACAAAAAGAAGGACAAAAAGUCCAAGGCCAAGGCAGCGGCAGCAGCUGCUGCUGCACCAGUCGCAGUCGACAAAUCAAACGAAGAGCUAACAACAGUUGAUGCGGCUGCAGCAGAAACUACUUCCAACGGCGAGACACCAAAAGAUGAAUCUGAAGAAACCGCGAAGGAGCCGCUUACUUCAACAGAGGAUCAGCUGUUGUUGAAGGAGGCGUUGGAGACAGUCAUUGAACUGAAGGAAGCUGGAGCCGGAGAUGCCAGCAAAGUGAAGAACACCAAGGACGCGCAGGAACAGACUGCUCCGAUUCCGAAAGUGACAGGUUCUCCGCAGACCGUGGGCUAUGGCGAUGGCUCGCCACCCGCUGAACCCAAUGAUCUUGCAGCAUUGCCAGCCUUAAUCGAUGCCGAUUAGAUCUUCCCCCCUCUACCUACUGUCGAUUGUUGCCACAUUUCACAUGUCAGACGGCAACGCUUACGAAGCGUUUCCCUCCUCCUCCCUCAAAGCAUUUUGUGUCAUUCAGUCUCAACCAGCCACAAAUCUUUUAAUAGUUAUUUAUUGUAUUUUAUAUUGUAUUUUUUUAAAAGCAUGUUCAUCAUAUUAUGUUUGUAAGCAAUGCAACAACAAAUUUUAAAUUGAAUAAACGUGUUUCCUAAAAACGUUAAA
Messenger RNA from Drosophila guanche, 1994 nucleotides. RefSeq names its product alpha-taxilin. Lineage: Eukaryota; Metazoa; Arthropoda; Insecta; Diptera; Drosophilidae. The record is from RefSeq and is a predicted model, not a curated record. The coding region runs from base 75 to 1742 and encodes 555 amino acids. The transcript is spliced from 4 exons. Gene Ontology annotation, molecular function: syntaxin binding.